AUGGCACUCGCGGCCCAUCUCGAAGCUCGGGAGCUGCAGCAUGCACUGAUGUAUUCCUCGCUGCCAAUGUAUUCUGCUCACCGCACCUCCGUGUGUGUGGUGGUGUGUGUUACCCGCGGAUUCAAUGAAGACGCGUCGCACGGCAGCAGCAGCAGCACCCCGGCCUAUAUAUCUGCUGCUUGGAAACGCAAAAGAGCAUUCACGGAAGCAGUUUUUCGAGCAUAUAGGCAUUUGAAAUUCGGAGUCCUCGUCGUCGUUGGGACGACUUCAUAUACGAAAACUCAGGAAAAAAAAAUAGUGGGUGAACUAUAUGAUGAGUAUAUGCAGGAGGACGAGGAUCCUCUUGUAGCGCAGAUUACAAGCCAAGUACGACACAUACUUUCCGGACUGCUGCUAACUGGCCUUGGGGCAGGGUUUCCUUCGGUGCUGCAUGAUGCCCAUGGCCCCGGUCAGGAAGUUUCUCAUCAGAUUUUCCCCUCGACCGGCACGACAAUACAA
This is a messenger RNA of Notodromas monacha, 498 nucleotides long. NCBI's taxonomy places the organism in Eukaryota, Metazoa, Arthropoda, Ostracoda, Podocopida, Cyprididae. The record is from the annotation of a GenBank genome assembly.